CUUUCUUGUCCUUUAUAGUUCCAAAUGUUUCAACUACCAAAUUCUUCCCUCUUUCUAAUACAGUACUUUCUACUUGGGUAAAAUUCUGAAACAUUAGACUAAACUCACCACCGCGGCGCUUGGUCCAGACCAGGCGUCGCCGCCACCGCCCAAGAGAUCGAACUUACUAGUAAUGGCAGACCAAAAUGCCAAUGUUCCACACAAUCAAGAACUCAUGGACGCCAUUUCAAGUGCAGAACAACUAUUAAUGUUUGAUGAAAAUCAAGAUGAUGAUCCUUUAUUCCAUAGUUUUGUGGAUGAGAUGGUGCAGGAGCCUGCUCUCAAUGUUCUUGGCAAUUAUGGGACGACUGAUCUUACAGGAAAUCCUCUGGAGGAAAAUACCUUUGACCAAAACAGGAAUUCCAAUGAUUUCCCACAGAAUCCGGCGUUUGGGAACCUAAUAAGAAUUCCCAUUUGGCCAGUUCCACCAUCUCCACACACUUGCACUUGUUGCCAAACACUCAGAGAAAUUUUCCAUGUCAAUGGUAAUCAUGUGUUGAAGCUUGAUGUACAUGGAAGGCUUGGGCUCAUCAGCCAUGCGGUGCUCGAGAGAUACAAUACUGAUACAUCUUCUCAAACUGAUCAUGAGUACCAUAUGUUUGAUUUCUGCCAGGAAAGCAUAAGCAGUGUGAAGCAAUUCUUAGUUCAGUACUGUGAUGAUCGUAAACGAGAAGGUUAUGUCAUGUUGCAGGAUCCGCUCUCUCACUUCUACAACACAUUGUGCAUUGGCCUUGACAGCAAUGGGAGAGCGGAUGCCAACAUUUUCCUUCACCAAACUUCAAGAGGCAACAGGCAAAUGAACCAAGAAGACGAUAUGAACCAACCAGAAGAAGAGGGAAAUGAAGUAAGAUUAAGUAAGAGCUAUAUUGCAUCACAGAGGGAAAGAACAGGGAAGAUGAAAUUGAGAGAUUUGGCAGGGUAUUUCCAUCUUCCUAUCAGCAAGGCAUCUAAGAAAAUGAAUAUAUGUCCAUCUGCAAUAAAGAGUAUAUGCCGCAAGGAAGGCUUGUUAAGGUGGCCUUAUAGAAAGAUCAAAAGCAUUGAGGGUAAAAUAGCGAAGAAGAAGAAAAGUUUGAAUUCAAAUGAUGCUGAUGAACGAGCACGUGCUCUAGCAGAGAUACAAGAGCUUCAAAGAAAACUCGCCAAUUUAUGUGAUGUAAAUGUUUGGUGAUAUAUUUAUUGGCAAAUGUUCAACUCAGAUACUAGUCAGUAAUUUUUACUUGUAUGGACGAGAAAUUAGGCAGCAAUGUAAAAACAACAAAAUAAUCUUUCUGUUUGGUUACCUAUGUUGAAUUUAUAUGAGAUUUCUUAUCAAA
Molecule: messenger RNA, 1352 nt
Organism: Sesamum indicum (sesame)
Lineage: Eukaryota; Viridiplantae; Streptophyta; Magnoliopsida; Lamiales; Pedaliaceae
Molecular function (GO): DNA-binding transcription factor activity
Source: RefSeq, a predicted model, not a curated record